AUGAAUUUUCUGUUUUUCUAUUUAAUUUCAUUGAUAUGUUGUUAUCCUUGUAAAAGAGAUGAUAAUUAUGGAAAUUAUUCCACUUCAAUCACACCUAUACAAACUGAAACGCCACAAUACGACGUUUAUGAAUUAGCUGAUGAUUUGUCUGAUCAGUUAGUUUGGCUAUUUUUUGCCAAUGGUACUUAUACAUGGUCAGAUAACUGUAGUUCCACGGUAAAUCCUGUAGUAUGGCAAGUCGCCAUUGCAGGUGAAGUCAUGGCUAAUACCAAAGAUUCCAAUAAUCUAGAUCGUGCUACUAGUGCUUUGAAAAAUUACAGAAAUUCCACUGGAGGAUACAGUGCAAGCAUGGCAAAAAAUGGUGAUAUCUACACAGACGAUAAUGCUCAAAUAUCGUGGGUUUUUACUUCUGCCUACUCUGACACUCGAACUGAAUCAUAUCUCGAAGAAGCCAAGUCAAUUAUUGACCUCAUAAGAGAUCAUGAAUCUCCUAAUCAAAAAGGUGGAAUUUAUUGGAGUAUUAACGGGGAAUAUAUUUCUCUGAUUUCAUGUCUCGAAACAGCUGUGGCAGCACUAAGGUAUAAUGCAUUGUCAAAAAACGAUGAUUAUGUUAAGUUAGCUAAGAGAGCUAUAAUUUACAUCUUGGAUAAUUUGGUAGAUGAGAAAGAUGGUUUUAUUUAUGAUGGAAAAUAUCCCGACGGCAGUAUCAACUACGGAAAACUAACAUAUACAAUAGGGGUUUUGAUUUCAGGGUGUGCAUACUUGGAUCAACUAGGAGAUACAGAAAAAAAUUGGAAAGCCAUUGCUGUAGAAUUUGGAGUAAAAUUCAUCAGUGGUGGCACUUUAAAUAAUCAGUUUUUUUCGGAUGGGCAUAUCAACGAUAUCAUUGAAAGAUCACAUUUGGUGUUUAUGGGGUUAGCUGACUUAUUGAGUUUUACAACCCCUUCGACUCUGUAUCAGAAACAAGCUUAUGAUGACUUUAAACAGUUGAUUGUCAGAGAAGCAAGAAACUUCAGGGAUAACAACGAAGAGAUAUUCGAAAGUAAUCGUUGUCCUAACAGUUCUGAAUAUGGAACUUUAAUCAAAUACGCUUCUCUAGCUCAGGUCUUCAAAUCGGUUUCGAGAGUUGUAUCUAGAAUAUAG
Molecule: messenger RNA, 1143 nt
Organism: Yamadazyma jaroonii
Lineage: Eukaryota; Fungi; Ascomycota; Pichiomycetes; Serinales; Debaryomycetaceae
Source: the annotation of a GenBank genome assembly